Messenger RNA from Gigantopelta aegis, 579 nucleotides. Its product is annotated as UMP-CMP kinase-like. Gene Ontology annotation, biological process: UDP biosynthetic process; CDP biosynthetic process; 'de novo' pyrimidine nucleobase biosynthetic process. Bases 1 to 579 code for a protein of 192 amino acids. NCBI's taxonomy places the organism in Eukaryota, Metazoa, Mollusca, Gastropoda, Neomphalida, Peltospiridae. Gene Ontology annotation, cellular component: cytoplasm; nucleus. The record is from RefSeq and is a predicted model, not a curated record. Gene Ontology annotation, molecular function: UMP kinase activity; ATP binding. The transcript has 6 exons.
AUGGCUACUUUUAAACCUAUAGUUAUCUUUGUUCUAGGAGGACCUGGAGCUGGAAAGGGGACACAAUGUGCCAAUAUUGUCAAGGAAUUUGGUUACGUUCAUUUGUCUGCUGGUGACUUGUUGAGGGAGGCUAGAGCUAGUGGGUCCCCUGAUGGGCAGCUAAUAGAAUCGUAUAUAAAGGAGGGGAAAAUAGUGCCUGUCGAGAUCACUAUUGCUCUGUUGAGAAAGGCAAUGGAGAAUAGUGGGAAAGACAAGUUUUUAAUUGAUGGUUUUCCACGGAAUAAAGAUAAUCUUGAAGGCUGGGAGAGAGAGAUGGGUGACAAGUCAAUUGUUAAAUUUGUUCUCUUUUUUGAUUGCCCCGAGGAGACAUGUAUGGAGCGAGCUUUGAAGCGAGGAGCAUCCAGUGGGAGAACUGACGAUAAUAUAGAAUCAUUUAGGAAAAGAUAUCAGACAUAUUUGACAAAUACAGUAGGAAUUAUUGACUAUUACAAAGCCAAGGGUCUUGUAAGGACUAUUUCAUCCAUACCGGGUCCAGAACAGGUAUUUAAUGAAGUAAAGAAAUUGUUCAAUGAUUCAUAA